Molecule: messenger RNA, 306 nt
Organism: Fusarium venenatum
Lineage: Eukaryota; Fungi; Ascomycota; Sordariomycetes; Hypocreales; Nectriaceae
Source: RefSeq, a predicted model, not a curated record
AUGUCUCCCCUUAAAACUAAGCCAUGGUACCCCUCCCUAUUUGUUUACAAGCAUUUCGAGCCCAACAGCAAUAUGAACGGAUAUCCCUGGACUGUAGAGUUCGGAAUCAGAACUCUUGAAGAUGGCAACCUGGAGAUUUGGGCGAAUGAUUCAAUCGACACGGGAUUACACUGUCUCAGACCCAUUGAUCUAGCAACUAGCUCGUGGGAGGCGGUCCACAAGACUUUCAGUAGAAUGCCUCCCAAGCUCAGGAAUUACGUUUGCCUCCAAAUCAGUAUCCUCAAUCAUCAUCUGGAGAAUUGGUGA